Naegleria lovaniensis is the source of this 2067-nucleotide messenger RNA. RefSeq lists its product as uncharacterized. NCBI's taxonomy places the organism in Eukaryota, Heterolobosea, Eutetramitea, Acrasida, Naegleriidae. The coding region runs from base 1 to 2067 and encodes 688 amino acids. The record is from RefSeq and is a predicted model, not a curated record. The transcript has a single exon.
AUGAACAACAUUCCGAUCGAUAUAGUUCUCCAUAUGACUGAUUUAUUGAUUUUACAACCUCAGGAUCUUGUGAAUUUAUUUCAGAUCAACCAUCAUUGGAAAGAAAUAACGGAUCAAAAUGAAAUAUUUUGGGAGCGCCAAUUGGCAGGCUUAUUUUGCUUGAUUUUAUCAUCCAAUAAUGAUUCCGACAACAAAACCUGCGGCAAUGAGAGACAAAAUAUCACAAAGGAAUUUAAGAAGGUGGAUUCUUUUUAUAGAAAAUUCUUUUUUAAUAGAAACGAGAUGAGAAAAUUAUUGUCUUGCAAUAGCAUGUUGAAAGGAUUAUUGUUCCAAAAAACACAACAGCGCAAUGAUUUCUUAACAAUCAUUGACAACAAUGAGAAGAAAUUGAAUUCAAUGAAUAUACAAGGUGAAAACAACAUUUGUUUUGUUAAAAAAGUUGUUACAUCUUUGAUUUCUUUGAUACGACAACAAAUACAUACUGACAUUCAAAAACGAUUAUGGAAAAUCAAUAAUCAGCACAACGAUCACAGUAAUCAUGUUUGGAAAGCAUUGGAACAGUAUGAAUUUUUUAAGAGAAAUGAAUAUUUUCAAAAUGAGAAAAUGAUUCGAUUUGGUUCAACUAUUGAUCUUCAUACAACAUAUUUCUCAAAUUAUUGGAAUUAUUUGUUGUCGUUAAAACUUGACGACGAUGAAUCAAAGACAAAAUCACAUUAUUUACAGCAACUGUUUCUAGAUCAGAGUAUCCUUCCAAAGAAAAAUGUGUUACAUAAGAUAAUAACGCUACUGAAAUGCACUUGCAAUUUUAUUUCCCAAUUUGAAGAACAUGAACGAAAUCUUGAAUGCAGAAUGAUUACUUUUCAGAAAGCUAUUGAAAAAUUAUUCUUAAUGCUUUGUGGGCAUUUUAGAAAAAUGUCUCUCUCAACAAGGAUAGAAAAGUUCAUUGAACUCACUAUUGAAACGAUCAUGCAAGUGGAAGAAUUUUCAGAUUUAUAUUUGUUCCUUUGGGUUCUAGAGGAACAACGGACAUGCAUUCAUGUAAAUUUGUUAGAUAAUUAUACCAUUUUGCUCAAGUUUAGAGAAUCUCAACAACAAAGGUUCAAUUGUUCUACUGAAAGGAAAUUGCAAAUUUUUUCUUAUAUUUCUCAAUAUUAUUACUUGGAUCCCAAUAUUGCGGCAGCAUUUUGUCGAUUGGAAGACGUGACAAUGAAAAUGUCAAUUCUUUUUUCCUACUAUUCAGCUCCAUUAGCAUUACCUUACAUUAUUCCCGAAAUGAAAGCAAUACACUGUGAAGAAAAUGAUAAUGCAGUUCUAGAUUUAUUACGACUAUGUCAUUCAGUUUUCCUACGACAUGGUAAAUCAACAAUUAAGCUGCUCAAAAAUUUUCUCCAUGAACAACAACCUUUCGUAUCUGUAGUGAAAAGAUUGUAUAAUAAUAUUCCUGCAUUAGAAAGAAAACUAAAAUUCUAUUACAGAAUGUGUAGUGAAUAUUUACCAAAGGAUAAGAUUUUACCCUUCCUUAAACGAGCAUAUUUAGAGUGCUGGAAUAAUUCUUUGUUGAGUUUAGAUGCAACAAAGAGCCUGACUGAACUAUUUAUUGAUGUCUUUGAUCUAAAACCUUCUAACUGCUCCGUUGACCGUUAUGGAAAGGAUUUGGCUGAGUAUAUUUCACAGUGGCAAGAAUUCUCUGUUAAAGAUGCCAUUCUCUGUUAUCAGAUGACCAAUGAAGAAGAAUAUCGAUUGCUUCACAUAAAAGUACAUCCUAUUGCCCACUUUUUAAUUAUGCAAAGGCAUUGGGGAAAUAAUUAUGGGAAAGCAUUACAAGUCAUCAAGGAUGAAUACUUUAAACAAUUUGGCAAUGACAAAAUACACGUACCAGUCUUGAUAACAAACUUGCAGGAAGAUAAACAACUAGUUACGGACGACAGAAAGGUAAAACUGCUCCUAAAGAUUCCCUUCAACUCUGCCAAAAUCAAACAGCUCAAGAUUUAUGUUAAAGAAAUUACAUUAAGAGAGCUAUUUCAAGACAUGUAUUAUGGAGAUGUUGGUAAUUUGUUCAACUGUUAG